UUUUUUAGUUCUUCACCAACGAACAUGGAUGAAAAUGAAAGCAACCAGUCCCUGAUGCCAAGCAACCUAUAUCCUAAAGAAGCAGUAAGAAGACGCCAAAAUUCAGCACGAAAUUCCGGAGGAAGUGAUUCUUCUAGGUUUUCCAGGAAAAGCUUCAAACUGGAUUACAGACUAGAGGAAGAUGUGACUAAGUCAAAGAAAGGAAAAGAUGGAAGAUUUGUUAACCCUUGGCCAACAUGGAAAAAUCCCUCUAUUCCAAAUGUUCUUAGAUGGCUAAUAAUGGAGAAAGAUCACAGCAGUGUUCCAUCUUCUAAAGAGGAACUUGACAAAGAACUCCCAGUGCUUAAACCAUAUUUUAUCGAUGCUCCUGAAGAAGCUGGAGUGAGAGAGGCUGGCUUAAGAGUCACAUGGCUGGGCCAUGCUACGGUAAUGGUGGAAAUGGAUGAGCUCAUUUUUCUUACAGAUCCCAUCUUCAGCUCUCGUGCUUCACCAUCACAGUACAUGGGUCCAAAGCGAUUUCGUCGUCCCCCAUGCACAAUAAGUGAACUCCCCCCAAUAGAUGCAGUCCUGAUCAGCCACAACCACUAUGACCACCUGGACUACAGUUCUGUCAUUGCUUUGAAUGAGCGAUUCGGUAAUGACUUAAGAUGGUUUGUGCCUUUGGGUCUCCUCGACUGGAUGCAAAAAUGUGGCUGUGAGAAUGUGAUUGAGCUGGACUGGUGGGAGGAGAAUUGUGUCCCCGGACAUGAUAAGGUCACCUUUGUCUUUACACCUUCCCAGCACUGGUGUAAAAGGACUCUAAUGGAUGACAACAAAGUUCUGUGGGGCAGCUGGUCUGUCUUGGGGCCUUGGAAUCGAUUUUUUUUUGCAGGAGAUACUGGUUAUUGCCCAGCUUUUGAAGAGAUAGGAAAAAGAUUUGGACCUUUUGACCUUGCGGCUAUUCCCAUUGGAGCUUAUGAACCAAGGUGGUUUAUGAAAUAUCAGCAUGUAGACCCAGAAGAAGCUGUAAGGAUUCAUAUUGAUGUUCAAGCAAAGAAAUCUGUGGCAAUUCACUGGGGAACUUUUGCCUUAGCAAAUGAGCAUUACUUAGAGCCUCCAGUGAAACUGAGUGAAGCUCUAGAAAGAUAUGGACUUAAGACUGAAGAUUUUUUUGUCCUGAAGCAUGGAGAAUCGAGAUACCUAAGUACUGAUGAUGGCACCUUUGAAUAAAUACAAGCACAGGAGCUAUUAAUGAAAAAGGCGUCAUCUGAAAUAAAUUUGAAAACAAGUGUAAAGACUAAGAAAUUCAUGAAUAUUAUGUUUUUUUAAAUUUGGAAAUAACUUCUGCAAGUUUGUGUUUUAUGUUUUGUGUAAUAACUUGCUUACUAAUAUGAUUGCCAGCUAUUAAAAACUAUGAAAGAAGAGUUCAGGGGUGGGUCAUUUAAAUAAUGAAUUGUCUAAUGUGAAUUUUAAAUCACGUAUCAAUGGUAUAAGCAUUGCAGUGGAAAUUUUUUUACUAAAGCAUUAUACUUUAGUGGUGGUAGAACUUUCUGACAUUGUGAAAAACUGAUAUGAAAAACUCAUUUCUGUUUUUUUCUGUUCUUCAGGACCUUCUAUAAGGUGAAUCAAGGCUGGCUACCUACCUAGAUUUUUUUCAGGGGCCUACACAUACAAAUAUUUUUCUUAUAUUCACAUUAUAGUAAAUGAUGAAAUUGACUCCCACAUGCUUACAAACAUUUCUUGCUCUACGAAGAUUGGUUAUAUGCCAGAUGUUACGAAUGUGAUUUAUUUUGUUAAGCAUAAAAACAUAGGGGUUUGAGUGAAGUUAUUAUUUUUAAAGACUUAAUUUUUUUUGUUGUGGUAAAAUGUACAUAACAUAAAAUUUACCAUUCUAACCAUUUCUAAGUGUACAGUUUUUUGGCAUUAAUGUAGCCUUGACCACUGUAGACUUAAUUUUUAAAAGGGGGAACAGUAUAUUCUAUUGCAUACCUACAAUCCCCAAAUCAAAAGCCCUCUGAGUUGGGCAGAGGAAGGGAGUGUGGUUAUGAGGAUAUCAUUUAUGAAAUUUUCUAUUUUUAAUCUCAAAGUCAGACCUUCUGCUAAGCACGAAAAUAGCUAUAAUGAAAUAUUUUACAGAGAUAAAUGCAGAUCUUAAGUGUUAAUAGAUCAUACACUUUGAAUUAAAUUUUAUUUUCUCUGUUUUCCAUUUUCU
Messenger RNA from Cynocephalus volans (Philippine flying lemur), 2191 nucleotides. RefSeq names its product N-acyl phosphatidylethanolamine phospholipase D (gene NAPEPLD). Lineage: Eukaryota; Metazoa; Chordata; Mammalia; Dermoptera; Cynocephalidae. Gene Ontology annotation, cellular component: membrane-bounded organelle; cytoplasm. The record is from RefSeq and is a predicted model, not a curated record. The transcript is spliced from 4 exons. Gene Ontology annotation, molecular function: N-acylphosphatidylethanolamine-specific phospholipase D activity; zinc ion binding. Gene Ontology annotation, biological process: N-acylethanolamine metabolic process; N-acylphosphatidylethanolamine metabolic process. The coding region runs from base 25 to 1209 and encodes 394 amino acids.